UAUCCAAACCAACACGAAAAGCUAUCUUCAGUAGUCUUAACACACUGCAACUCUCUCUCUCUCUUCUCUCUCUCUCAAGCCAUGGCCUAUGCUGCGAGGCUACUUCUCCAUCCAGCACGUGUCAACUGGCACGUGCAACUCUCCUCCCCUUCCCCUCCGGCCGUUGUUUCCCGGUCACCAGUACUCACCGGCGGUUGGAACAAAGACAACAACCGCCUGCUUACCAAGAUCGGACAAUUAUCCGGCCAACGGAAUCUGAUUUCAGUGGCAAAGUCUUCGCCGAAAAGUGACGGCAUUGUACCAGCUGAUGACGGAGUCUCCUUGGGGACCAUGAAAUUGCCUCCGAAUACCGAUCUUCAGAGAUUCGAGACCUUGCUCUUUCAGUGGGCUAAUAGUCUUUCCCAAGGAGCUAAUCUGCCACUUCCUGAACCUCUAAAGGUAGACAAAGUAGCUGGUGGAGCAAGACUGGGUUUUAUUACAAUCGAUGAUGAUGGGAAGACUGAGGUACUCGUGUACAUAGAUUGCUUGGUUUUUCCAGCAACUGCUGGUUCUGGUCCCAUUUUCCGAGCUACAAGAAAUGGACGCUUAAAAGAUCGAUCACCUCCUGGUGAGCCGAGAAUCAUGAGAAGUCUACAGGAAGCCCUCAAGAAGUCAGUUGAAAUCGCUAGAUUGUGAAUGACUAUUAUAUUCUAUUUCAAAUGAAACAAAAUUUAGGUUAUAUAUGUUGAAUUAUUUUAAUGUGUCCAUGCUUGUUUUAUACUGCAAUGAAGCUUGGUUUCUGUGGAGA
Messenger RNA from Alnus glutinosa, 787 nucleotides. RefSeq lists its product as uncharacterized. The coding region runs from base 82 to 675 and encodes 197 amino acids. The transcript is spliced from 3 exons. Lineage: Eukaryota; Viridiplantae; Streptophyta; Magnoliopsida; Fagales; Betulaceae. Gene Ontology annotation, cellular component: chloroplast thylakoid membrane; chloroplast stroma. The record is from RefSeq and is a predicted model, not a curated record.